Molecule: messenger RNA, 1849 nt
Organism: Leptosomus discolor (cuckoo roller)
Lineage: Eukaryota; Metazoa; Chordata; Aves; Leptosomiformes; Leptosomidae
Gene: SGPL1
Product: sphingosine-1-phosphate lyase 1
Biological process (GO): carboxylic acid metabolic process; sphingolipid catabolic process
Cellular component (GO): endoplasmic reticulum
Molecular function (GO): pyridoxal phosphate binding; sphinganine-1-phosphate aldolase activity
Source: RefSeq, a predicted model, not a curated record
AUUAUUCCCUACAAGGAAAUCCUCCAGAUGUACUGGGAGAAAGCAACGAGCUUUGUGAAUGCCCAGUGUGAUGCAUUUGAACCCUGGCAGCUGGUUGUACUGACAUGUUCUUGUACUCUUAUAAGUGUAUGGCUGCAUGGCUUCUUCUUCCAAUCGGAGAGUUUAACAUCCCGAACUAAAAAGCAGUUCUUUAAACUACUGAGAAAAAUGCCCUUUGUGGGGACUAUAAUUCAAAAGAAGAUUGAUGAAGCCUUAAAUGAUGUCGCUUCCAGUUUAUCCUUCCUGAAAGAUGAAAAGGAUUAUAUCAAAGCACUGCCGGAACAAGGCAUGAGCCAGCCUGAAGUACUAGAGAAGAUGAAAGAGUACAGCUCAAAAGGAGACGUACGUUGGCAGGAUGGGAAAGUCUCUGGGACUGUGUACAGUGGUGAAGAGAAACUCACCCAUCUGCUAGUGAAGGUGUAUGAAGAGUUUGCCUGGAGUAAUCCUCUCCAUCCAGAUAUAUUCCCUGGUUUGAGGAAGAUGGAAGCAGAAGUAGUGAGGAUUGCCUGUACACUUUUCAAUGGGGGCCCAAACUCUUGUGGUGCUAUGACAUCUGGGGGGACUGAGAGCAUUCUGAUGGCCUGCAAGGCGUACCGAGACCUGGCUUACGAGAGAGGCAUCAAACAGCCAGAAAUGUUGGUCCCGAUGAGUGCUCACGCAGCAUUUGACAAGGCAGCACACUACUUUGGACUGAAGUUGGUUCAUGUACCAUUGACCAAGGCUAUGGAAGUGGAUGUUCAGGCAAUGAGGAGAGCUAUCUCGAAGAACACAGCCAUGUUGGUCUGUUCUGCUCCCCAGUUCCCGCAUGGAAUUAUGGACCCGAUUGAAGAGGUGGCAGAGCUUGCGGUGAAGUACAAAAUCCCCUUCCACGUUGACGCCUGCCUGGGUGGUUUUCUUAUUGCUUUCAUGGACAAGGCAGGGUUCCCUCUAAAGCGUCCAUUUGACUUCCGUGUAAAAGGUGUGACCAGCAUUUCUGCUGAUACUCACAAGUAUGGGUAUGCUCCCAAGGGUUCCUCAGUGGUGCUGUACAGUGACAAGAAGUACAGGAGCUACCAGUUCUUUGUAGCACCCGACUGGCAGGGGGGCAUAUACGCCUCCCCCUCCGUGGCGGGCUCCAGGCCUGGUGGAAUCAUAGCUGCGUGCUGGGCAACUCUGAUGCACAUAGGAGAAUCUGGCUACAUUGAGGCUACGAAGAGGAUCAUUAAAACUGCUCGUUUCCUUGAAUCAGAGUUGAGAAAAAUUGACAGCAUCUUCAUUUUUGGGAAACCUGAGGUGUCUGUCCUCUCCAUCGGUUCAAACACUUUUGACAUUUAUCGAUUAUCUAAUUUCUUAGCUGCAAAAGGAUGGAACUUAAAUGUCCUACAGUUCCCAUCAAGCAUUCAUCUCUGCAUUACACAGUUGCACACAAAGUCUGGUGUUGCUGAACAGUUCCUGAAAGAUGUCAAAGACAGCAUUGAGGAUAUCAUGAAGGACCUCAACGCCAAGACCACAGGCAUGGGAGCCAUCUAUGGAAUGGCCCAGUCAGUCCCAGACAGGAGCUUGGUAGCGGAGAUUUCUCAGGCGUACUUGGACGGCCUCUACAGCACGGAUGUUCCUUGCAGUGAAAAGCACAUGAAUGGCUCUCCUGGCCACCACUGACUGUAGGGCAACAAUCCAUGCCUUGCCCGCUAGCACUGGGGUGGUUCUGAACGUUUCCCAGGGGAAGAGAUUGCAGUAAGCCUUUGCUCCUACAAUGGCAGGUCUGAUGGCAGCUUGAUCUUGAAAACUUCCUUCCUUGUCUUAGUCUGUUCCAAAAUACACAUUAUUUUCA